Molecule: messenger RNA, 1033 nt
Organism: Penaeus indicus
Lineage: Eukaryota; Metazoa; Arthropoda; Malacostraca; Decapoda; Penaeidae
Product: E3 ubiquitin-protein ligase MARCHF5-like
Exons: 8
Coding region: 1-981 (326 amino acids)
Biological process (GO): protein polyubiquitination; regulation of mitochondrial fission
Cellular component (GO): mitochondrial outer membrane
Molecular function (GO): zinc ion binding; ubiquitin protein ligase activity
Source: RefSeq, a predicted model, not a curated record
AUGGAGAUCACAGAAUUUACUAAAUGCUUUGUUAGCAAACGUUACUGCUGGGUGUGCUACGCAAGUGACGAGGAUGAUGAAACUGCACCCUGGGUGAAGCCUUGCAAGUGCAGAGGAACUACAAAAUGGGUUCACCAGUCGUGUUUGCAGCGAUGGGUGGACGAGAAACAGAAGGGUAAUUCGACGGUGAAAGUGAAUUGUCCUCAAUGUGGGGUCGAGUAUUUCAUUGCCUUUCCAAAUAUGGGCCAGCUGAUGCUGUUCCUGGACAGAGUAGAUGCCUUCAUAUAUAAAGUCUGUCCAUUUGUGGCUGCGGGGGUGGUGGUUGGAUCAAUCUACUGGACAGCUGUUACCUACGGAGCCAUUACAGUUAUGCAGGUCGUAGGAUACCAGGAGGGCAUGGCCUUGAUGGAACAGGCUGAUCCUUUGGUCCUGUUGGUUGGGUUGCCCACCAUACCUAUCUUCCUGAUCCUAGGCAAGAUGGUUCGCUGGGAGGACAAGGUCCUGCGGCUAAUACGCAUGUCAGUACAGAGGCUCCCUUUCCUGAAAUAUCUUCUGCCAGCAUUUAGGUAUGAGGAACUAUCAGAUGUUAGUACAACUGCAGUAAUCAGUGAUCCUGUAAAUGCCACUAGGGUGUUGUGUGGUGCGCUCUCAUUGCCAACACUCGCCACCAUAGUUGGGCGUCUGUUCUUUCCCUCGGCUCAGGACAACCUUACGAGAACUUUGCUGGGAGGGGCAUCCUUCCUGGUGGUAAAGGGCCUGUUCAAAGUGUACUACAAGCAGCAGCAGCACGUGAUGCAGAGCCGGCGGAAGAUCAUAGAUUACCCCCAGGAGCCGGCCACGCCCCAGACACAGCCCCCUACCCCACAGGCCCCGCCCCCCACUCCACAGGACCCUCCCCAGGUGGAGCCAGUGCCUACGACACUUUCUCCUUCCUCGGGCUUUGAGAUGGAGCAACAGUACCUGCGGCAGCAUCAACAAUAGGAGCUGUUCUUUGGUUUAUUUCUGCUGUUAGGAAUGUGUGAUAUGGUUAGUG